Molecule: messenger RNA, 5058 nt
Organism: Effrenium voratum
Lineage: Eukaryota; Dinophyceae; Suessiales; Symbiodiniaceae
Source: the annotation of a GenBank genome assembly
AUGCCUUAUGCCGUCACUUGGGCCUUAGGCUUGGGAAAUGUGCGCGAGCUGGAAACGCCAAUCCCCUACUUCCGGCUCCGGGGGGCAAUCGGAUGGAACGUGUUCCGCUUGCAGCCUGAAGAUGCGCCACCAAAGCGCCGCAGGGUCGAGCAGGGCCUGCACAAGCGCCCCGCCAUGGCCGCUGCGGCCGAAACGCUUCCGGACGACAGCGCGCUCAGCUUUGGCACUUACAGCAAGAAGCUCGCGCUUCUCCAGCAGGAAGACAAACUCCAGCAAGGACUUCUUCUGCCUGAGCUGGCCCAACAGCCCACACACAUCGUCAUGCCUUUACUAAACGAUUGGCUCCAGAACCCGUCGCAGUUCACAGUUACACCUAGGCUGCUUGAGGAAAAGAAUCCGCACCAUCGUGAUCGCUGCCUCAAGUUUAACGCGGCCUCACACACUUAUUAUAUUUGCGGCGUGCAAACGGAUGGGUCUGUCACAGGCCUUGUGCAUUCCUAUGCGAAGCCUUUCGAGGCGGACAAGAUGGCUUACAAGGUGCGCAGCAGCCGCAACUGGCCGAGGCCUGGAUAUCUGCAAAAAGAGAUGUCUACAACCGGGCUCGCGUGCCUCAAAGCUUUGUCAAGCGAGCUGCACGCUGAAUGGUCCCAGAAGCCCCGCAACGAACCUCUCAUUUGCGCAAAGCUCCAAUCCAUGCCGGCCAGCAGUGUGAAAACGCUGGCCAUGGCACACUUGACUCUGAGCGAAGCGGAGAUCAAAAGCAUGUGGCAAGCUAACUCCUCAGAAGCAGCGAAGUUAGGCACACACAUGCACCUCCUCUUCGAAGUCUUUUUGAACCGGGGCAUCGUGCCUUUGCAAUCUAUGGAGUUCCGAAUGCUUCUAAAGUUUCUGAGCACCUUGGGGCAUCUUCGGGCCUACAGAACAGAGUGGCCCAUUUUUGCUGAGCGGGAACUACUUGCCGGCACCAUUGAUUUUGCGUUUGUCGACAAGGUCCCGAACCUGGGCUCGCAUGUUCAGGAGAUCAUGCAAAAGCAGAGGCAGAAGAACCAUUCGCUUGCAAUGACGGUUCCAGUGAUUGCCAGCGAAGGCAGCGUCAACUGCACCAGUGAUAUAGCAGGCGGGCGGCUUUUGGAGUUGCCUUGCGAGGUGCUGAAGCUGAUUCUUGUGCACGUUUCUGACCCGUCUGACCUGUCUUUCUUGCUCGGCGCUGCUUCUCUCUUCGGAGCCCUCGCUUUCAGCAGAUCUACAUGGCAGGAUGAGAUCCUUCAUCUAUGGUGCUUGCAGGGCCCCCGCAAUCAUCGUGCUGGCUCAAUGUUGCAGCUGUUCCAGGCGUGGGGAGCUUUGCGCGCCGUGGAAACCUCUUACAGUCAGCUUCACUUGCUGCACCAGCUCCACGAGCGUUUGACGUUUGGAUGGCCCAGUCGCUCCUUCGGGCAGCGCAGCAGCCCGCACGGCGCUCUAUGGUCUGAAGUGCCUAUGUUUGGCUUUGCUGACUGGACUUGUCGUUUUCAAGAUGUGGCUGGGGCGAGCAGCGAUAGCAGCGCGUCACUUCCGCAAGAUGACUCGGCCGUGGAAGAGUCGAACCUCCACGGCUUCUUGGUUGCGCAGGACAGCGGUGAACACAAGUACCGACCCUUCAACGCAAAUGGCCAGCCGUUGGCGCCCGCUUUCAUGAACGCGUACAAUUGCGCAGAAUACGCGCUGUGCUCCGACUCCGGCCUGGAUUGCGCAAGUCUGUUUGAUGCUCUGCGGAAGUGCGGCGUCCCUAGUCCAAACACGCGCGAGUCGCCGGGCCAGUGGGAAGCUGUCAACGCAUACUUAUGGCAUUACGACAUGAUGCUGCUCCAGGUAGAACCUGCAGAGCUGAUGCAGGACACGGCGCUGCUGUCGCACGCAAACUCCAAGACAGCCAAGAAGAACAAGAAGGCAACAACUACGGCUGACGCAGGACAAGCAGAGAGCGAGGACGAGCAGCCAAGCACCGCGUGGACAAUUCUCCUGGCCCAGGAGAACUUCAACUCCAUCUUGAGGGAUGAGCUCCUCCUCAAGGCGACGUUUCACAUUUCAUUACCCCAGUUUAAGAAGAUGCCAGCCUUCAAGUCGCUUCCAAACCGAGAAGCGCUGUGGGACGACAUGGAGAUGUGGAACGUCAGUGCUCUUUUAGAGACGAGCCGCUUGGCUCCGCCUUUUACAGGAAGAGACCAAAACUCCGCUCGCAACUUCAAAACAAUGGUGAGCUUCUUCAAGCAGUGCAAGAAGUUCACAAGAAAGGGCCCGGCUUCUGCUCUGGAAGCACGACAGCGCGAGAUGAUCAGCAAAAGAUUGGAAAGUAUUGAAAAGGCAGACGACUUCUUGAGCUUGCUGACCAAGCUUUGCCCGGCCAAGCGUGGGCCAGGUUCAAGCCUUGCGCGCGAAGCAGCUUUCAAGCGUCAGCGGUCGCUUCAGCCAGAAACAGGACCGUCCGCGCUUGCAAUGGACGCGCCAGAGGCAAGCCCUCGUCAACAAGAGCCCGAGAUGUUGAGACGGUCUGUCUCGUACAAGAACACCUUGGGGCAGCUCUUGCGCACCAGGAAGCAAGCCUGCAAUGAUUCAGCGCAGAAGUGCUCCCGCAGAUUGUUACUUAACUUGCUUCCGGGCUGCGUUGACCUCGACAUCUGCAACGCGGGCUUCGUGAUCAUGCAGCAGCUGGUGGCAAAGCUUUCUCCUUGCCAGGAAGUGCCAAAAGUGGUCACUGACACACUGGAGAGCUUGGCAAAUCACCGGGAACAGGUUUGCUCCGAAAAGCUGCGCUUGGGUUUGUCUGAAGGGAAGCAGCUUUUGAUUGAAGCUUUCAAUGGCGCGCGAUUGGACCCAAAGUGGACAACCAACGAUUUCCUCAAAGAUGUGCAACGGACAUCGUACUACUGCAGGUGGCUAGCGUGCAGUGUGCUGCCUGAUGUUCAUCAACACUGUCGACGUGACUCUUCCAAGAAGCAGCCAGAUGUGUCAACCAUGUUCUUCAUGCUCACUGCAGCCGAGGAUUACAUUAUGCAGUCGUGGGUAGAGCGCCUGAUGACCAAUCCGCCGCAGCACCUGUCGCUACACUUCGAUGGCCUUCGGGUUAGCAGAGACAGCAUUGGCGAUGUCCAACAGCACAUUCAAGAGUUACAGGAACACAUCAAACAGAAGACCGGCUUCUGCGUGCAGAUCAAGGAGAAGCAGCACGACUUCUUUUGCGACGCGGUUGUGAAACUUGCGCGCAACACCGAGCGCCUCGUAGACUUUCCCUCCGUCUGGAAACAGAACGGCAACUGCAUUCCCUGCGCACUGUCGCAUCUCUUACCAGACAGUCAGUCCAGUGAACUGCGCAACUUUGUGUCCAAUCUUGAGAAACAGCCUGGCUCGUGGUCGUACCGCGAGCUGGCGCAGCGACUGCGUGUGAACAUGCAGCCGCUGUUAGAUGCAGAUUUCCGCGUUCCUGGACAGUACUUGCUUCAUGCAGACAAUGACGGGCGUGCACAUUGUGUCGCUGCCUCUGUUGAAGUAAACAACGAGUUCGUCAAAGUGUGGGACGGCGACCUGCAGAUCUCCAUCGGCGCGUCGGCGUCUGGCUCAGAUGCGGGCUCCUCGGACGAAGGUUGCUUUGCUAGCGAAACGAAGGCCGAUGAUUCCAUCGUCCGCCCAGGGCCUGCAAUUCUGGGCAAAUUGAAAGCAGAGGUGGAGGUUGCCUUGACGGAACGGAAGCAACGGGUAGAGCAGCACCUUGCGAAGCACCAUGUUGCCAAAGUGCAGUAUUGCCCAAGUGGCACUAAGCAGGUCAAAGCAAUGGUUCCCCGCAUCUUGCAGGCGGCCGUUCUGCAAGGCAGGCAGCAGUCGUUGAUGCAAGAGGCAAUUUUGCACGAAGAGUUCACUGCGAUCUCCAUAGACGCCACGAUGCGGACCAACGCAGUCGUCCUCCUCCAAGCGAUGCACACAGAGGCUGCAGAGCCCGUUGCGGCCGCUCUAUCCAGCUUGCCCCCCGAUGCCUUGAGCCAAAUCAACUUCGUUGCUUGCGACAACCCGUCCAACUUCCUCAAAGAACGCUUACAUGAAGUUUGUCCAAACCUUCAAAUGGUGAGCUUGGACCCUGUCCACUUGGCAUUUGCGUGGGAGUAUUCCACUUGGAAGAAGCGAACAGCUGGGAGCAGGGCGCUCCGGGCAGUGCUGAGCAAGCUCAGCCAGCGAGACCCUGCUCGAGGCGCUGAUGCCUGGGGCGAGGUCUAUCAUGGCAGUUCUGCUUUUGAGCUGACUGCUGCUGAGGAGGUCUACAGGGACAACAUCAGACACAGCUCCAUGCCAAUUCAGACUGCCCGGCGUAUUCUCAAGGACAUGGAUUACUCCACGCCAUUCGCGCAAAGGCUCCACUUCAUUCAAGCUUUGGCGGCUCUGUCGGCGGCGCACGCAGACGAAGCCUCAAAGAUCGCCCCAGGGCCGAACCGGAAGGUUCGGGAGCUGCUGUGGGGCGCAGCUUCUGCUGACCGCCUGGAGUGGUAUCUGAACAACACCCGGGCACGGCAUUGCAUGAAGUCAUCGCAUCACUCUAUGCUUCACGUGGGGACUUCGAGCAAUGAGGCAUUGCAUCGGGAAAUCAACGCCUGGUUCCGCGAGACGCAACAAAUUCAUCAAGCGACCUUGAAGUUGAAGCUGUUCAUUCUUCAACAUGCAAAGCUUCUGUCUCACAAUGCUGCUAUGUACCACCACACAUCUUCUCAACACAGCCAAGCCACGGUACUGGCAAGGGCGGCCAGUCUGCCCGCGUGGACCUUGCAGCAGUGGAGAGCCUGGUGCCCUGAAAAGACUUUAGGCACCAUUCCACCCAAGGCAGACUUACCUCUUCAUCGUGAGCGGCAGAGCCAGCAAGAGAAAGUCCGAACAGCUGAAAGCCAGGGCUCACGACAGGGAAAGCUGACAGGGAAGGUCAAGCGCACUCCCUUUUCUUUGGAGAGGCGCCAAGGACUCCGGCGCGGAGGCGUGAGGCCGACAAUCCACAAACGGCCGGCCGCGGCAGAGAAAACCAGUAGGGGAGCUUGCAGCAGCUAG